AUGCUUUAUGCUUACUUCGAGGGGCUUUGCAAGCAGUACCGCGAAACUCUGUCGGGCUUCAAACUCACCAGGCCGUUCUUCAAGCCAUCCCUCGCUGUUCCGAAUGAACAGUCCGUACCACCGAUCCGGGAGAAGUGGUACUAUCCCGCCGACAUCGCCAACGAUCUCAAAGACGUCGACCUUCCACAGCGCAUCAAGGAAGAAGUAUAUGCAUGCGCAUGGGAGUACGCACGUUGCGUGAUUCCUCAAUACACCAAUUGGAAUCGCUAUGUGGCCUUCAUGCGUGUUAUCGUCAUCGGUAUCGUCGCGGAGUGCAAAGGCGAUUUGGUGCAGGUGUCACUUGACGACAAUCUUCUGGGUUACAACCUCACUGCUCUUCUGGACGAGCUCUUUCAGGGCACAACUGAACAGUAA
Molecule: messenger RNA, 414 nt
Organism: Alternaria hordeiaustralica
Lineage: Eukaryota; Fungi; Ascomycota; Dothideomycetes; Pleosporales; Pleosporaceae
Gene: ABL3
Product: Alpha-ionylideneethane synthase abl3
Exons: 3
Coding region: 1-414 (137 amino acids)
Source: RefSeq, a predicted model, not a curated record